AUGGAAAGACAACAACAAUUAGAACAAGAAAAACAAGAAAUUCAAAAUCAUCGAGCCUAUUCAGCAAUUAACCCUACUAUUAGUGGUGAUAAUAAAAAUAAAACAAAGGAACAAAUUGGGAUGAGGGGAAUACAAAGAAGACGUCCUUAUGAUAUAAAUUAUUACACCUCAUCAUAA
Entrophospora sp. SA101 is the source of this 177-nucleotide messenger RNA. NCBI's taxonomy places the organism in Eukaryota, Fungi, Glomeromycota, Glomeromycetes, Entrophosporales, Entrophosporaceae. The record is from the annotation of a GenBank genome assembly.